This is a messenger RNA of Nerophis lumbriciformis (worm pipefish), 2483 nucleotides long. Its product is annotated as proto-oncogene tyrosine-protein kinase Src. NCBI's taxonomy places the organism in Eukaryota, Metazoa, Chordata, Actinopteri, Syngnathiformes, Syngnathidae. Gene Ontology annotation, molecular function: protein binding; ATP binding; protein tyrosine kinase activity. The record is from RefSeq and is a predicted model, not a curated record. Gene Ontology annotation, biological process: protein phosphorylation.
GAGAGAGGGGGGGUGCUACGUCGUGUUAUCUCCUCUUCCUUCAUGUCUGCUCCACGCCGCUCUCCUGCCCGCGUCCACUCACCGCCACGCCGCUAGGAGGGCCAGCUUUGUCCUGCCCGCCGACAAAAAGGACUUUGACCGCCACGGCGAAAGAAGCGAGGAAGGAAGAGGCGCAAACCCCCUCCACCCCCCCCCCGGCAUGACCUCCUCUCCAUCACAUCGCUAAAUGGGAUUUGACAACAGCCACUUGCCAUCAGCCCGUGCGGCCAUUCUUCAAAUGAGGACGAUUUAGCCGCUUUUGUGUUCCUCUCAAGACGCAACAAAAGGUCUGCACAUGGGGGCGGGCAAGAGCAAGCCCAAGGAACCGGGCCAGCGCUCCAUGAGUGUUGACGGCACCAUCGGCACAGGCUCUGACAGCGGCCACUUCCACCACCUGAGCCCCGCCCAACAGACCCAAACACCAAACAGAAGCCCUGCAGUGGGGACCGGGCGGCGGGGCUACCAGGGGCAGUACCAGCACGCCCCCACCAACACUCCUGAGCUGGCUCUCUUUGGAGGAGUGGACCACACGGGUACUGUAACCUCGCCUCAGAGAGGACCUUUGUCAGGAGGUGUCACUACAUUUGUGGCGCUGUAUGACUAUGAAUCACGCACCGCAUCCGAUCUGACCUUUCGGAAAGGCGACAGGCUGCAGAUUGUCAACAACACAGAAGGAGACUGGUGGCUCGCCCGCUCCCUGACGACCGGCGAGAGCGGUUACAUCCCCAGCAACUACGUGGCGCCGUCAGACUCCAUCCAAGCCGAAGAGUGGUACUUUGGCAAGAUCACAAGGCGGGACUCGGAAAGGAUCCUUUUGAAUUUGCAGAACAGACGAGGGACUUUCUUGGUGCGGGAGAGCGAGACGACGAAAGGAGCCUACUGCCUGUCAGUGCUGGACUACGACAACACCAAAGGCCUGAAUGUGAAACAUUACAAGAUCAGGAAGCUGGACAGCGGCGGAUUCUACAUCACGUCUCGCACGCAGUUCACCAGCUUGCAGCAGCUCGUCUUCCAUUACCGCAGUGAGGACUCCCCACACUGGCGCUCGCCAGGGGUACUUCUCCGCAUUGACGCCAGCUUUCUUCCAGAGCACUCCGACGGGCUGUGCCACGCUCUAACCGACGUGUGCCCCGUGGCCAAGCCUCAAACCCAGGGACUGGCGAGGGACGCCUGGGAGAUCCCCCGAGAGUCCCUCCGUCUCGACCUCAAACUCGGCCAGGGCUGCUUUGGAGAAGUCUGGAUGGGUACGUGGAACGGUACGACUCGGGUGGCCAUCAAGACCCUCAAGCCUGGCACCAUGUCACCAGAGGCCUUUCUGCAGGAAGCACAGGUCAUGAAGAAGCUCAGGCACGAGAAGUUGGUGCAGCUCUACGCCGUAGUCUCAGAGGAACCCAUCUACAUCGUGACCGAGUACAUGAGCCAAGGCAGCUUGCUGGACUUCCUCAAAGGGGAAGCAGGCAAAAUGCUGCGACUGCCUCAGCUGGUGGACAUGGCUGCUCAGAUCGCAGCGGGGAUGGCUUACGUGGAGAGGAUGAACUACGUGCACAGAGACCUGCGCGCCGCCAACAUCCUGGUGGGUGACAACCUGGUGUGCAAGGUGGCCGACUUUGGACUGGCCAGACUCAUCGAGGACAACGAGUACACGGCCAGACAAGGAGCCAAAUUCCCAAUCAAGUGGACGGCGCCAGAAGCUGCUCUUUACGGCCGUUUCACCAUCAAGUCUGACGUGUGGUCCUUUGGCGUGCUGCUGACAGAGCUGGCCACUAAAGGCAGAGUCCCUUAUCCAGGCAUGGUGAACCGCGAGGUGCUGGACCAGGUGGAGCGCGGCUACCGGAUGCCGUGUCCGUCCGAGUGCCCCGGCUCCUUGCACGAGCUCAUGCUCUCCUGCUGGCGGAAGGACCCGGAAGAGAGGCCCACCUUCGAGUACUUGCAGGGCUUUCUGGAGGACUACUUCACCUCCACGGAACCCCAGUAUCAGCCUGGGGAGAACCUAUAGAACCCCACACACACACACACACACACACACACACACACACGAUGUGCACUAAACCACCUCAGAGAGACUUGAAAUGGAAGCCUGGCUCCUCUGUGCCAUCAUGGACUUGCCAGCACUCACGGUUUACUGGACACUCAGGCUUUGAGGGGCUUCACUGAUGUGGGAGGAGCCAAAGGAGGGGGCGGGACAGACUGGGUCAAAGAGGGACAAAAUGGUCCCUUAUUUAUUAUUUUUUUGCUUCUUAACCGUCCACCCCAUCCUCUGGAGGUGUUGACACAGGUGCCACUCGUCCUCCUUUCAGUGUCUCCGGUUUUUACAAAGCGCUGCUUCUUCUUCUUCUUCUUCUUCUUCUUCUUCUUCAAAACACUUUGCUCCGGAACUUUCUGUAUGUUUACCGUGGACGUGGACUCGGUCAGGUCACAUGACAAUAAACCUCCACUGAACAGAG